Molecule: messenger RNA, 2099 nt
Organism: Heterotrigona itama
Lineage: Eukaryota; Metazoa; Arthropoda; Insecta; Hymenoptera; Apidae
Source: the annotation of a GenBank genome assembly
CCUGUGAGGACGGAGGUGUUCGACCCCACGACAUCCGGUGUGGUGACAUGAACAGUGUUUAAGGAACUCGUGUGCCCCCGUAUCGAUUCUCUUCUUUCUUAGAUCCGAACCGAUUGCGACCGAUUCAUGUAACGCGUGUAACCGAUCACAUUGUCGAACGGACCGAGAAAAGAAUUCAAGCGUACAGUGUUAGAAACGGUCUUUCUCACGAUGCCCAGGUACCUCGGCCUGAUUCUCGUUAUCACUGCGUGCGCCCACGUAUACGGAGCGAAAAAAUGCGAAGGGAACGGGUUAGGCUUGAAAUAUGUGUGGGGAGACGCGCUCACGGAUCCAGCUGACUGUGUAGGACCAAAUAACAUGGAGUAUCCGACAUGUUUGCUCGCUCUUAUCAAUACGAACGACUGUCACAGUGCUGCGAUAUCGAGAAGUUACAAGAACCUUUGGACGAACAGCCGAAUGGCCAGGUCCCGUCAGCCUCGGACAAUCGAUCCUGAAUUAACCAGGCAGGCUCUACUUCACAAUUACAAGAUCGCUCAUGGAGAUAGACAGAACUUCUCUGAAAUCAGAAUAUUAAGAAAUACAUACUUGUUUUAUGCGACACAACGGAUCUUGCUUCCAGGUAGAGGAUUUUCCUCGAAGGAGACAUGUGGCUCGCCAGCCAGAUUAUGCAAAACCAAGUACAACACCACCGCACCUAUGUACGGAGUCAGCUUAACCAGCGGUCAACCUGUUACCAUCGUGCAGAAGUUCCCCGAUCUUCUGCAGCAGGUCGUGUUCGAAGUUUGCGAAUCGAAAGAGUGCGACGUGGUCCAUGGCGAGUGCACGCAGACGUACGUGCCGUAUCUGUUUCUGGUGAUCCCGCUUGGGCCGGUGACCUUGACCGGUCAAGAUUACGUUCUGGUGGAGAGCGGUUGCGUGUGCAAACCGAGAAAUUCGGCGAGCGCCACGUCGGAGCCACCGGCCGUGCCAACUUUUUAAACGUUCGUCGAACCCGAUCAAGUGAUCAACAUCGAGCGUCACCGGUGUACAUUUAAGCGCCGAACGAACACAGCUCGAGAUCAGCGUCGAACGUGACGAAUCGGUGGAAGGUGACCCCACAGCUCGAACAACCUCGCCGAAGAACCUAGUAACCUCUUUGACGGACCUAGCAAAGAAUGCUGAAACCAGUAUUGAAGCCGCUGGAGAAUUGAUUUCUCGGGAGAAAUCUGCUGUACGAACGAUCUUCUCUAUGAGCUCGCUGCGAUGGCGCACGACUCUUUUGCACGACGGGAUAGUAAUAACGUUUAACGAUGGAUCGAUCAGCUUUUCUAGUUCGUCCGCAAUAUCCGCGAGGAAAUUUCCUUUCUACCAGAAACUGAAGGAACUCCUCUCUUCGCUGCGGUCACGAAUUUCUUUGGAAAUUCUUGAUGGCUCCGAGAGUCCACGCAUACCUGGUUAAUAAUUUAGGUCUCUCAUCGUAACUCUUGUAUCAUGAACUGUUAUGUACGAACUGUUAGCGUCAAUUUGUUUGCAAAAGGGGACGAGGCCUGGAAGAAGCAUCGGUAAUCGAGGCGCGCUUCGCGUGCUCGUAUAAUGAUGCGUGGCUCUUUUACCGUCGUUUUUCUCUCUUACAUCGUCGUGCGAAGGAAAAAAAAAAGACAAGGGAAAUAAGUUAGAAGAUGUUAUUUCAGCGUGAAAAAACAAAUCGGAGCAGCGGCGGUCGUUUUUCGCGGAAUCCGGUCUCGGGAUCCAAUCGAGUUCACUAGACCUGCUCACGAGCCGGUUUCGAGCAGGUGUAUAGAACAGCUUGUAACAGUGCUCCGCGCGAAGUAUAGGCGAGAAAUUCUUUCGAAAGGUAUCGUAAAAGUUAUAUCAUUUGCAUUAACCGCGCCGUAAUAAGGCGGAAACGUCGUUAAUGCGUUCUCCGGCUCUUCAAAUCGUUACGUCGUUCGUUCUGUUUCGUUCCUCACAAGAUAAUCCAGUGGAAUUAGUUCAAUUUACGGAGUCAAUUUAAUGUAGUGCAAGACACAGGCGAUCGGAGCGAUCGUUAAGCGAACGAAAGUUCCAACCUCGACUUCAUUUCCCGCUACGUAUAUAUUGUAACUCUCGCGGAUAUGUUU